CUCAUGCGAUCCUCCAUUUGGACGUACUCUGCUAGGAGAUGGACUAGCUUCCUCUAUUGCAAACCUUGUCAGCUUGGUCGCUGCCGUUACGUGAUCUUGUGUGCUUCGUACGUGCUGUGCUAGCUUCUAGUGUUGCCAUGGCUGCGUUUCUUGCGUUGGGUGCAAUGUGGUGUGCGUGUUAUUGAUCGGGAGUGCUGCGCGUGUUGAUGAUUUGAUGCUGAGGGUGCGUGCGAUGGAGCAACGGCAGGAGGAGCGGAUCAGGGGCGCGUCGCCGUGCGGGCGGCGGGCGCGGGCGGAGACGCGGCACCCGGUGUACCGCGGGGUGCGGCUGCGGGCGGGCAAGUGGGUGUCGGAGAUCCGCGAACUGCGGAAGCCCAGCAGGAUAUGGCUCGGCACGUACGCAACGCCCGAGAUGGCCGCCGCGGCGUACGACGCGGCCGCAUUGGCGCUGCGGGGGUCCGGCGCGGCGCUCAACUUCCCCGACGCCGCGCUGUCGCGCCCGGCACCCGCGUCGUUGUCCUCGGACGACGUCCGAGCCGCCGCGGUGGCGGCGGCGAUGGACGCUGGCCGUAGAAGCUGCGAUCGGCACGGGCUACAUGGAAAUGGCGGCGCGGACGAGAGGCGCGACGACAUGGGAGUGGACCUGGACGGCGUCGUGGACGAGGACGACGUGUUCGAGAUGCCGCGGCUGAUGGCGAGCAUGGCGGAGGGGCUGAUGAUGAGCCCCCCGGUGCUGGGCCCAGCAGCGGCGGCGGACGGCGAGGCGUCGCUGGAGGACGAGGGCGGCGUGAGCUUGUGGGAUCUCUCUUGAUGCGCUGGCCAGUGACAGUGCCGUAGUGGAAGAGGGUGGUGUGAGACGAGGACGCGCGCCACGACCUUGUGCUUGCAAACGGGAGCGUGCGUGUGGGAUCACACCUGAUGGGAACGGAGGAAUACAUGUGCUGGGGGACUUGUACGCUCCGUGAUAUGUUUGUACGCAGGCAUUAAAAUUUCGUCUAGAACAAAAAUAUCUAAUUCUGAAAAAAUUACUGAUAUAUGGAACUUAUAUAACAGGGGAUCCAAAAUAAUUAAAAUAUUAAAAUGAAUGAAAACAAUUGUAAAACAAAUUUAAAAUCCCUGCUUGUACGUACGUAACAUGGAUGUGAAAUGGACGAUGCAGACACGACGGAUACAGACAUGUAUCGAGUUUGAGCUAGCCACGUACUCCUCCUAU
Phragmites australis (common reed) is the source of this 1213-nucleotide messenger RNA. RefSeq names its product ethylene-responsive transcription factor ERF024-like. Bases 215 to 811 code for a protein of 198 amino acids. NCBI's taxonomy places the organism in Eukaryota, Viridiplantae, Streptophyta, Magnoliopsida, Poales, Poaceae. The record is from RefSeq and is a predicted model, not a curated record. Gene Ontology annotation, biological process: regulation of DNA-templated transcription. The transcript has a single exon. Gene Ontology annotation, molecular function: DNA binding; DNA-binding transcription factor activity.